Drosophila mauritiana is the source of this 1173-nucleotide messenger RNA. It is a transcript of the gene Rbp1, whose product is annotated as RNA-binding protein 1. Lineage: Eukaryota; Metazoa; Arthropoda; Insecta; Diptera; Drosophilidae. The transcript has 3 exons. Gene Ontology annotation, cellular component: nuclear speck. Bases 150 to 584 code for a protein of 144 amino acids. Gene Ontology annotation, molecular function: RNA binding. The record is from RefSeq and is a predicted model, not a curated record. Gene Ontology annotation, biological process: mRNA splicing, via spliceosome.
GGUGCCACCACUAAUUCCGCGUCUGGUCACACUUUUCGGUAAUUGUAAUAAAUAAAGGAAAGGCGGAGAUCUUUGUUAAAUUUUUAACAAAAUUAGAAGCCGCUUGCACACCUCCCGCAAUACUCACGAUACCGAACCGCCCGACAAAAAUGCCGCGAUAUAGGGAGUGGGACUUGGCCUGCAAGGUGUACGUGGGAAACCUGGGCUCAUCGGCGUCCAAGCACGAGAUCGAAGGCGCAUUUGCCAAAUAUGGACCCCUGCGAAACGUGUGGGUGGCCCGCAAUCCGCCCGGCUUCGCCUUCGUCGAGUUUGAGGAUCGCCGUGACGCAGAGGACGCAACGCGUGCCCUGGACGGAACACGCUGCUGCGGCACCAGGAUUCGCGUAGAGAUGUCUUCGGGUCGCUCGCGCGAUCGCCGGCGCGGAGAAGGCGGCAGUAGUGGACGCUCUGGUUCCGGCCGCUACAGGAUAACUCCUUCGGCUAGAACUACUUCCACUGCUACUUCUUCCUUCUACAACAUCAACAAUCUACAACAGCAACCAUCUUCACAGCCACAGCCAGCAACCUUCAACUUGCAACUCUAAAUUAACCAUGUUCAGCGUCACAGCCUCACAGAAGUUUUGAUUAGCAACCCAAAUGAUUUCAUCCUAGAAGAAGCAAUGCAGUCGCCCAAAGAGUUAUCUUUUAAAGUUAUCCUGCGUAUCCUUCAAAUAAUUGCUUACAAUUAUUUCUUUAAUUUAGUUGCCUAUAAUAUGAGAGUUCGUCCGCUUUCUCAAGUACUUGACUCUGAUGUCGUGAAAACUGGCCUUAAGCGCGUUUAACGCUGAUGAUCACAGCUACUAAAGACCAUUUUCUUAUUGCAUAUUUAUCCGACAAAGUAGAAAGCUUUAAACUCUAAAUAUAGGAUAUCAGUUGGUUCUAAAAGCAAAAGCAGCAAUAGCAAUAAUGCUCUUAUCUUAAUUGGUCCACAGCUUAAUUCAUAGAAACAAAACAGUUUGCACAGCUUUCAUUUGUGUUUCCCCUGGUAUUAGUUUAAGUAACAAUUAAGCAGUAUUUAACACAUCUAUUUUGCAGCACUUUGUAAGGCGCGUAUGUACAUACACUUCUUACCAUGCUAAGCUGAUUUAAUUAUUUUUUUUUUAACUUUAAAGUAAUCUUUUCUUCUUUACCAAU